GUGGCAAUCACACGUUGAUUCUUCUCAACUAAUCACAAAGAUAUCGGCACCCUUUACCUAGUAUUUGGUGCUUGAGCCGGUAUAGUCGGAACAGCCCUCAGCUUACUUAUUCGUGCUGAACUGAGCCAACCAGGCUCUCUUCUGGGCGACGACCAGAUUUAUAAUGUAAUCGUCACCGCUCAUGCAUUUGUAAUAAUCUUUUUUAUGGUAAUGCCUAUUAUGAUUGGGGGCUUUGGCAACUGACUAAUCCCCCUUAUGAUUGGGGCCCCUGAUAUGGCCUUCCCUCGAAUAAACAACAUAAGCUUCUGGCUCCUUCCCCCCUCUUUCCUCCUUCUAUUGGCCUCCUCAGGCGUAGAAGCAGGAGCUGGAACAGGCUGAACAGUCUACCCCCCUCUUGCAGGUAACCUGGCUCAUGCAGGGGCUUCCGUAGACUUAACAAUUUUCUCCCUUCACCUAGCAGGGAUUUCAUCAAUUCUUGGGGCUAUUAACUUCAUUACAACAAUUAUUAAUAUGAAACCCCCUGCUAUUUCACAGUAUCAAACCCCCUUAUUCGUUUGAGCCGUUCUUAUUACUGCCGUUCUUCUCCUUCUCUCCCUUCCUGUUCUUGCUGCCGGCAUCACCAUGCUGCUUACAGAUCGAAAUCUAAACACAACAUUCUUUGACCCGGCAGGAGGAGGGGACCCCAUCCUAUACCAACACCUCUUCUGAUUCUUUGGCCAUCCCGAAGUAUAUAUUCUAAUCCUCCCCGGCUUUGGAAUAAUCUCCCAUAUUGUAGCUUACUACUCUGGCAAAAAAGAACCAUUUGGCUACAUAGGAAUGGUCUGAGCAAUAAUGGCUAUCGGCCUCCUUGGCUUCAUUGUAUGAGCCCACCACAUGUUCACAGUCGGAAUAGACGUAGACACCCGGGCCUACUUCACUUCCGCCACAAUAAUUAUUGCCAUCCCUACCGGGGUAAAAGUUUUCAGUUGACUCGCCACACUCCACGGCGGGGCUAUCAAAUGAGAAACUCCCCUUCUCUGAGCGCUGGGAUUCAUUUUCCUAUUUACAGUCGGAGGACUAACCGGCAUCGUUCUAGCCAACUCAUCCCUAGAUAUUGUACUUCAUGACACAUACUACGUAGUUGCCCACUUCCACUAUGUUCUGUCCAUGGGUGCCGUGUUUGCAAUCAUUGCUGCCUUUGUUCACUGAUUCCCACUCUUCUCAGGGUACACACUUCACAGCACAUGAACCAAAAUCCAUUUCGGCGUUAUGUUUAUUGGCGUCAACCUUACCUUCUUCCCACAACAUUUCCUUGGCCUAGCAGGUAUGCCUCGUCGAUACUCUGACUACCCUGAUGCCUACACACUUUGAAACACAGUCUCUUCAAUUGGCUCGCUGAUUUCCCUAGUGGCCGUGAUCAUGUUCCUCUUUAUUAUCUGAGAAGCAUUUGCUGCCAAACGAGAAGUACUAUCAGUUGAGUUAACAGCCACUAACGUGGAAUGACUACACGGCUGCCCUCCUCCCUACCACACAUUUGAAGAACCUGCAUUCGUACAAAUUCAGCACACUCACUAA
Messenger RNA from Cyprinodon variegatus (sheepshead minnow), 1554 nucleotides. Lineage: Eukaryota; Metazoa; Chordata; Actinopteri; Cyprinodontiformes; Cyprinodontidae. The record is from the annotation of a RefSeq genome assembly.